AUGACAAAGAAAGACAAUACACCUGCAAAGAAACGCAAGGCCGAACGUAAGAAGAUGGAGAGAGAAACCGCUAGCGCUGCAGCAGCUACCGCUACCGCAAGAGCAACCGCUGCUGCUGCCGAUGCGUUUAACCGCACCGUAGCCGAAGCACGUGUCUCCGACAAUAAUAGUCAGGACAAUGCCUGGGAUAAGGAUGUAGCCACUCCUAUUAAGGGAACUAUUCCUACAGAUAGAGCCCGAGGGCCAACUAUUGCCUCAGCUUCGAAGCUUGCAUUUACGAAUCUAGGAAGUGAGACAAGGAACACGUCUCAAGACGCCCCAACCAAUUCUUCUGACGAAACUCAGAAAGAAAAGUUUCCAAUUUUGGGGGACAAAGACGAAUCUCAGAAGGUACCUAUACCGGAACCAGAACAGGAGGCAAGCUCAAGUGACAAACCCGAAUCUACGUCCGAGACCAAUGAACCAACGCUACUGAAAACACUGAUCUUAAGAAUCAAAGUGGUUAGAACGUCGACUGGCAAUUACGCCCGAAAGCGUAGGGACCUGAACACUACACCUGUGGCAGUUGAACCAGAUGUGCUCGGCGUAUCUAUUUCUUAUGAGGUACUACCAUCACAACUCCAGGCUAAUUAUUCGCCUGUUCUAACGCCCUGCCACGAGUCGCCCAUCCUUGAGGGUAUUAUAGAGCCAGAGGCAGGUAAAAAUACUCCGCCACUUUUACCCAACUGGAAUGACAAUCGUCGAAACCCAGUUAAGAUGAAUCACCCAAGAAAUAUAAUACCAACUACUAUCCAAGGAGCAGAUCACCGAAAGGCCUCGACUAUGGACUUUACAAGGGGUAAUAAACACUCCAGUAAACGUGUUAACGAUGUCGAAUUAAAUCGCCUCGAUCGCACCGUAUUACACCAGCCCGCAGAGGAUUUCCACUCUGACGAGGUGACCGAACUUAAUAAAUCGGUCGACGAUUACACCAUUAAGAUAGAAAUAGCCCAUGACGAGCACCGUGCUGAUGACGUAUCAUAUUUUGCUAUUAUGAUCGCGAUCAAGCAGAAGCGCAUCGAUCAGCUACUUCAGGCCCAACGUGGGCAAGACCACAGGUACAACCAGAAGUACAAGGGACAGAUCAGUCGACUUGAGUCAAAUUGGGAUGCCAACAGCAAGCAGGUCGAGUUUAUGAACAACCAUGACCUCGACACGCUAACCCGUACGCUUAAUGCGUUUCCGGUCGUGCUGGAGACGAAUGAUAUCGCUCCCCAGCAAUGGAUUUCUGCUUUAAUGCAAUCGUUUGACUCUACAGGAACAAGUUACUUGAUCCUGCAGCGACACCAGCAUGAGCUAGACACCUGUCGUGACUGGCCAGCUGUCAAAGUGGUGCUACACGGCUAUACAUACGACGAUGCCGCGGCCGAAGCCAAACGGUUGGAGAAAGAGGAGAGUCGUGUGUUCAUUCAUCCCUUCGACGAUCCCUAUGUCAUUGCGGGCCAAGGCACCAUAGGGUUAGAGAUCAUCAAACAGACCACCGCGAAGCCUCCUGAUGCCAUCUUCUGCUGUGUGGGUGGGGGUGGCCUUCUCAGCGGAAUCGCUGAAGUGAUCAAAACAGUCAAUCCAAACAUUAAAGUGUUUGGCGUGGAGGCAGAGGAUUCCGCCGCCAUGACCCUCUCGUUGGAUAAGGGUCGGCGGGAAGAGUUGUCAGACGUUGGCAUAUUCGCCGAUGGAGCGGCGGUGAAGCUAGUGGGAGAGAACACAUUCCGCAUAUGUGAUGAGUUAGUCGAUGGUAUGAUCACCGUGUCGACAGAUGAGAUCUGUGCCGCAAUCAAAGAUGGCUUCAAUGAAACGCGCACGGUCAUGGAGCCAGCGGGGGCAUUGGGUAUUGCAGGUGUCAAGAAGUUCAUCCAGUCUACAGGUGUUGAGGGAAAGGAUUUUGUCGUCGUGUGUAGCGGAUCCAAUACUAAUUUCGACCGCCUGCGCUUUGUGGCCGAACGCGCUAUUGAGAAUGAAACACUUUUGUGUGUACGCAUCCCCGAACAAAUUGGCAGUUUCCAGACCCUGUGUGAGAGUAUCGUCCCGCGCAAUAUCACCGAGUUUUCGUAUCGGUUUAACGAUCCCGCUGAGGCCUUCAUCAUGAUGAGUUUCCAGAGCCAAGGCCCAGAAGACGCCAAGCAGGUGCUGAAGGAUCUGCGCGUAAAUGGCAUGGAGGGCCGUGAUUUGACUAACGACGAAACCUCUAAGUUGCAUUUCCGAUAUCUGGCUGGCGGCAGAUCAUCAGCGCCAAAUGAAGUUCUGUACCGAUUCCAGUUCCCCGAAACACCUGGAGCACUGAUACGAUUCUUAAGGAACUUCAACGGAGUUAACAAGGGAUGGAAUAUCAGCAUGUUCCACUACCGUAACCUGGGUGCGGAUGUAGGACACAUUCUCGUGGGAAUGCAGAUACCUAAGGAGCAGCGCGCCAAAGACUUGGACUUAUUUCUGGAGGAGGUUGGCUUCAAUUACUACGAUGAAACCGACAAUCCUGUGUACAAGGAAUUCUUCCGCUCGUGAUCCAUGAAUGGGAAGAUGGUAGUGAGUGAUUUAUGUAUGGGAAGAUACCGGUGAGUGAUUAAUGAAUGAAAGGAUACUGGGGAAUGUCUUUAACCAAACCAUUCACCGUAGAACAGGAAGUUCUGUACUAGUGCACACAUGGCCUACUGAGUAUGCUUAUAUACUUGCAUGUAUCAAGUUGUACCUACUAAAGCUAAGGAGGGAGCCCGAUGAUACUUAUAGCACUCAGGCAAACGUCAGAGCUCUGUAGGGUUGUAGGUUUUUGUGGGUUUUGGGCAGGCCGCAAACCCUCAUGUCCACGUAAUAAGACCAAGCAUGGGGUAGGUAAAUAUACACGCACGUAUGCCAAUGGUAGCUGGCCACAUCCUUGUGAGCUCGUGAAGAAUAUUGGAGUAUCGCGUCCACAUACUGCAAUAUCAUUUAUAUACAUAUCUAUAUGUAUAUAUACAUAUCUAUAUGUAUAUA
Sphaeroforma arctica JP610 is the source of this 3003-nucleotide messenger RNA. RefSeq lists its product as hypothetical. Gene Ontology annotation, molecular function: threonine deaminase activity. The transcript is spliced from 13 exons. The record is from RefSeq and is a predicted model, not a curated record. The coding region runs from base 1 to 2538 and encodes 845 amino acids. Gene Ontology annotation, biological process: L-threonine catabolic process. NCBI's taxonomy places the organism in Eukaryota, Ichthyosporea, Ichthyophonida.